CCAUGACGCAGACCCUGGAUCCCAACUGCUCCAACAGCUCAGAAGACUGGAACACCUUUUACUUCAACUCCUCAAGGGACCCCCAAUACCUCCAAUACCCACCCUACCACUACACCCAACAGAAUAUCACCUACGUGGACUUGUACCUCCACGAGCCCUUGGUGGCGGUAGUCUUCAUCGUGUCCUAUCUGCUGAUCUUCCUGGUCUGUAUGGUGGGGAAUGGUGUGGUGUGUUUCAUCGUGCUGCGGAGCAAGAAUAUGAGGACAGUCACCAACCUCUUCAUACUCAAUCUGGCUAUUAGUGAUUUGUUGGUUGGCAUAUUCUGUAUGCCCACUACCCUGGUGGACAACAUCAUAACAGGCUGGCCUUUUGGAAGUUUAGUGUGUAAGCUGAGUGGGAUGGUUCAAGGCAUAUCAGUGUCAGCUUCAGUCUUUACUCUGGUGGCAAUAGCUGUGGACAGGUUCCGCUGCAUCGUAUACCCCUUCAAGCAGAAGCUGACCAUCUCCACCUCCACGCUGAUCAUUGUCAUCAUCUGGGUCCUGGCUAUCUCCAUCAUGUGUCCUUCAGGGGUCAUGCUCCAGGUGACCAAAGAGCAGCGUGUCCUGAUCCUACUGGGGGACGGCUACAACAACACACGCCCAAUCUACUGGUGCCGUGAGAACUGGCCCAAUCAGGAAAUGAGGAAGAUCUACACCACCGUCCUAUUUGCUAACAUCUACCUAGCCCCACUUUCACUCAUCGUCAUCAUGUACGUCCGCAUUGGAUUAACCCUCUUCAAGAUGGCUGUACCCGCCUCAGGCCGGGGAAUCAGUAGUGGCAGCAGCGGUGGGACGAAGCCCGGCCUGGACAACCACCGUCAGACAGUGUCGAAGAAGAAGAAGAGAGUGAUCAAGAUGCUGCUGAUGGUGGCGUUGCUUUUCAUCCUGUCGUGGCUGCCGCUCUGGACGUUGAUGAUGCUGAGUGACUACGCCAGCCUGACAGCGAGCCAGCACCGUGUCAUCAACAUCUACGUGUACCCGCUGGCCCACUGGCUGGCCUUCUUCAACUCCUCCGUCAACCCCAUCAUCUAUGGCUUCUUCAACGAGAACUUCCGCCGGGGGUUCGAGGCCGCGUUUAAGUUCCAGCUGUGCGUCGCCUACAUGGAGCGCCAGAUGAUCUACUCGCGUCGUAUCCAAGGCAACGCAGUGUUACCUGAGAACCUGCAUCUGCCCACCAGGCCCGGCUCGGGGUCAGGAUUGGCUUUGGUGAACGGGAAGGGGCUGGGCCGGGAGGAAGUUGUAGGGCGGACGUCAGGUGAGAGGUCGUCGGGGAGCAACGUGAGGGAGCAUGAUCUGAUCAUGGAGGAUCUGGAGAAGGUAUCCCAGAUUUAAACAUGUCAUACAUACUGUAUGUGCCAUUGGGACAUGACAUUUAAACCAUGUGUACUGUAACACACAUACUGUAUUGUACAUGCCAUGGAGAUACAUUCAGAUAACCUGAUUGUAUCCCAUAUUUAAAAAUGACAGUUAAACAUUUGUACUGUUGCAUGAACUGUAAUACACAUACCUGUAAUAUACCUAUAUUGUGCAAUAGACAUUCACGACACAGGCGGUGGGUGUUCCAAAUGGCACCAUGUUCCCUAUACUGCACUUCUUUUUACCAGGGCCCAUUUGGGAUGCAGACGCUGUGAAGGUAUUCUAUCAGAGAGUUAAACCAACCACAUAGAGAGAGGCCCUUGAGGGUAAACUUGACUCUCUAGGAUAAAACUGAAAUAUGAUUCUUUCCCCACAGCACAAUAUCAUGAUGUGUUGGUUUAUUAUGUGAUUAGUUGCCCAUUCACAUCUUGGUAUAGCAUAAGCAUGUACAAUCCCAGUAACAAAAUUACAUCGAAAACACAUCGAAAAUACGUUUUUUUCCAGACGUUGAAGUUACGUUAAUUUUAGGUUCUGAAUGAAAGAUGAAAAUACGUAUUUUCUGUGUGUUAAAAAUACGUAUGUUUCAAGCAUUGAAAAUACGUAUUUUUUGGACAUUGAAAACAUGUAUUUUCUGGACUUUGAAAUCAUUCUAAUUUUCUAUUAUGAAGGAAAGCAGAAAAGACGUAUUUUCCAGACGUUGAAAUCAGGUACAUUUUUGGUUCUGAAUGAAAGUUGAAAAUACUUAAAUUAUGGACGUUGAAAGUACAUAUUUUUUGGCCAUUGAGAGACACUGAUUGUGGAGUACAGGGAAGAUGAUUACUAGGGAAUUAUUUUCUUGCUUUCCUGAUUUUUACAUUUACAAGAAUUAAUUUGCCUUCUGCAAAAUAAAUGACUAAUGCAUAGUUAUCAGGGGUUGGAAUCGGUUCAGGGAACAGAGAAGAAAACUGAAAAAUAACGUCAUUUUCGAAGAACAGAAACGGAACCAGUUACGAAAGUGAUCUAUAGUGUUCUGGAACAUGACCAUUAUUUAAAAUCACUGGGAACUGGUUAUUAACGUUAUUUUACAUUCCGAGCAUUUUUUCUUCAGUCCCACAAAAAAUGACAUCAAAGCACCUAUGCAAAGCACUCACUCUGUCACUCAGAAACUUCUCCUUACAGUGUCUGUCUGCCUGCCAGCUAGUUUUCUAGGGUAGUUAAUGAUACUCUAGUUAUCACGUUUCACAUUGGAUUUAUUAUCAACAAAAAGUUUAGACGUGUUUUGAAUUCUGGUGUUGCUGCACACACAUACUUGUUAGCUAGCUCUGGUCCAGGGCGUUGAGCUAGCCUUGCUGUUGAGCCAAGUCUCGGAUGUUCACAGUUCCUCUAUAUUAACUCUUAAAACCUCCAUGUCAACCUCUCUCUCUCCACACCCUGCAAAAAUUUGAGUCGCAUCUUGCGCCCUACACUUGUCUGUCCAUUAAACCGGGCCAGCCUUAGGCAUAAGCCACAUAAGCGAACACUUAGGGUCCCGUGAACUUGGUAAGUUUGUCUAACCAGCUUUCGAAACUUGUAGUCAAAUUACCGACCGGUCACGGAGGACAUGUGCCCAGGGGCUCUGACCUCCAGGGGGCCCCAUUGAUUUUAUUAGUCACUCAGAUAUCAUAUUUCAGUGAAUAUGACCUAUAAUUACUUACAAUAUGAGUGAAAUAGUUUUACUUCCCAAAACAUUUUAAAGAAGUAUGUUAAAAAGCAGCUUUUCUGUGUUGGAAUGGUGUGAGCAUACAUCAACAUCAGUAUGGAGUGGAUGUAUACAGGUCAUUAAUAAUAUUCAUGCGAGUAGACCACUGAUUGGCCAGCUCAUCCUAAUCAGGAGUAUGACAUCAUAUAGCAAGCAUUUUAAAAAGUUUUGAGGUGGGGUUUUUGAAGUGUUUUUCUCCAAUUUAUGCUUUGGCCACAAAUAUAGGACAAGUCAUCAACAUUUCCUGGGUAUGAGUUAACAGAAUAUGAACUUAUAAAAGUGAGAUUUUCACUGGACAAUUACUUUAACAUGACAUAAGUCAUGGCAAAAUGUGUAGAAUGUCAGAAAAUGUGCUUUAAAAUUGCAAAAAUGUAUCACCACCCGAUUGCAAAAUGAGUAGAAUUGCAGUAUAUUAGUUAUAACAUUUCUAAAUCUUCUCUCCACCCCAUGGCAAAAUUUGUAGAAUUGCGGCAAGCUUGCUUUAAAACGGAAACAUUUUCUCUACACCCAAUGGAAAAAUGUGUAGAAUUGCAGGAUAUUAACUCCACAAAAUAUAUACUCUCCACUGUCAAGAUGGGGGCCCUCGAGGUGUGAGAUGAGGUGGGGGGUGGGGGUUAAAUGUCACAAGUUAAAAAAGGAACAUAAAGGGGCGAUAUAAACCGGUACUUUAUUCUGGUUCAAACCGGUUCAGAACUUUAUUAUGCUGGUCGGGACAGUGGAAAGGUAGAAAAAAAUGUUUGGUUCUGUUCAGAACGAAACGAUUGGAAAAUAACUUAGGUUCCAACCCCUGAUAGAUACACAAUUCUUUAUUAUGUUAUAUUAUAUGCCAAUCUGUAUGUGGGGAGAAGUCUGAUUGGAAACUACAACAUUAACUAUAGAAUCAAUUCUGAUUUCAGCAUCAUCUUGUAUUAUACUGCACUUUGAUAGUCUUAUCUUACAGAAAAAAAGACAUGAUUUAAUGUGUGGAAAAUCACAUGAUAUUUAUUUAUACAGUAAUUAUUAUUCAACAUGUCCUCACCUGAGAUUUGAACACAUCUG
Messenger RNA from Salmo salar (Atlantic salmon), 4149 nucleotides. RefSeq names its product neuropeptide FF receptor 2. Gene Ontology annotation, cellular component: plasma membrane. The record is from RefSeq and is a predicted model, not a curated record. NCBI's taxonomy places the organism in Eukaryota, Metazoa, Chordata, Actinopteri, Salmoniformes, Salmonidae. Gene Ontology annotation, biological process: G protein-coupled receptor signaling pathway; cellular response to hormone stimulus. Gene Ontology annotation, molecular function: peptide binding; neuropeptide receptor activity.